Molecule: messenger RNA, 2368 nt
Organism: Gigantopelta aegis
Lineage: Eukaryota; Metazoa; Mollusca; Gastropoda; Neomphalida; Peltospiridae
Exons: 12
Coding region: 146-1237 (363 amino acids)
Biological process (GO): protein transport
Cellular component (GO): cytoplasm
Source: RefSeq, a predicted model, not a curated record
CUGUUAUUUGCAAAAUGUUACGCUGCAUUUAUUUUAUCCUACAGAAAAAGUGUACAAUGGAUGACCAGUCAAGUAUUGUCUUACUUUCUCUUCCUUGUUUAAAACUAAAACAAAGGACUGAAAAGUGUCGUAGUAAAAUGUUAUAAUGAAUGAAAUUAUUAUUAGAUCAAAUAAAGGUGAAUACUUUCCCGGUGAGGUUAUUUGUGGAGUUGUCUACCUAAAUAUAGAAAAUCCAACUUCUGGUCAUGGAAUACAGCUUCAGUUUAAAGGAUACGAGUAUUUUUUCUAUGAAUAUUCCUGUGAGAAAGGUCGGAAUAAAAUAGAAUCAACCAAGGAUUAUGUGGACUGCUCAGUCAGUCUUUACUCUCAAAGUGAUUCAUUUGCAAUGGGAAGUUAUCUCUUUCCAUUUAAAGUUAAUUUGCCAAAUAUAAUUCCAGGUUGUUUUUAUGCCAGAAGGAAUGGCAGUGUCACGUGGGAAGGUAAAGUUGUGUACUGGUUGGAGGCUACGGUAACCGGUGCUGAUAUAAAGUCAUUCCAAGACAUAGUUAUUUACCAAUGCACUGAGGAUAUGGUAGCAAACGAAAAGCUGACCACAGCCCAGAAUGUGACACAUACGAUGAAGACACUUCUGUCAAAAAAGAAUAUUGACUUUACAGUCAGAUUGAUGGACCAGGUGCAGUAUGUAGGGGAGUCUGCCAGAUUGCGAAUGAUUAUCACAAAUGAUACCAAUGUUAAAGUGUCAAAAUUUCAAAUAAAGCUAUUCAGGGAUCUCAACUUCACGUCAAAAAGUGAACUAUCUGCUGACAAGCUUACAUCCAAUAUGUCCAGUCUUGCAAGGAAAACAUACAUCAGAGCGGAAGACGGCCCGUUUGUUGUGUGGAAAAUAGUAGGCAACAACACUGAUUCUGAUAGCGUGGAUCUAGUCAGAAUUUUGGAUAACAUACUGAUUCCUCUGAAGGAAAAAUCAGUUCCUAUCCCUCCAUCAGUCAAAGGGCAUCAUAUUGAGUGUCAGUAUGGGUUGGAGAUACUUAUAACAUUAAGUAAUGGUGAGACGGUUACGAUCAACCACCCAGUUCCGUGUAUUCUGCCUCCAAAGAACAAACAGUGGGAAAGCUGGGAAGUGCCUACAUGGGUAUACACUGGUGAGGUUGUCAUUUCCAGCAGCCGAUUCAGUGCUACGUCCAGUGAACUCAGUGGACGUGGAUUUGCCACACUUCCUGGAUUUCAAGCUCUGUGAUAUUAAUGGAUUUGAUCUUAAAGUUUGAAGCUGAACGUACAAACUACUAUAAUGUGAUUGUUACAAACAAAAAGUUCAAACUCUACACAUUACUUGGAAAAAUAUAUUAACUAUGAUGAAGAUGGAGUAAACAGUUAAUACAGUCACCUAUAAUGGUACGAAAGAACAUAGCGUGACUCAAACUUUGACAACUUGCUCAUUAAUUAAUACAUUGAUUAAUAUAAGAAUCCCUAUGACUUACUUUCAGUGAUCAAUACAGUCUGUAUAAAUUAUGAAAUUGGUAUAUAUGUUAAAAUAUUAAUAUAAAAUUAAGUACAAUGUAGUACAAAAUUAGCAUUUUCUGCAGAAUAUAAUUUAUUGAAUUACUUAUUGUGUAUCUAACAGUUCUAACCAGUCCAGUUGUAGUUUUUGUAAAUUUUAAUAGACCCAUAAACAUAAUAAAAGAGCCCAGGGUUGGGAAGCAGUGAAAUCUGUACGUCUUGAAAUCAGUGUACAUCAGAUGAUUGAAACCAGUUAAAGCCCACUAUUCAAGAGUGGAUAUUUUAUCUAGUAUGAAUAAACCCUCCAUAUUAUAAUAGUGCAAUAAAACAUUUGUAUUAUGUAUUAUAUUAACAUGUAUAUCUUUUCUGGAUAAGUCUUGAUUUGGAUAUAUAUCAGGUCUUGAAAUAUGAGGCAAGUGAUCGCUUGUCGAUACUAGACUGAAAGAAAUUUCAGAAUUAUUUUUUAAAAAGGAAUAAUAAUAAUCGUUUUAACAGUUUUGGGAGAAUUCAUUGCCAUAGCUACCAUAUAUAGCAAAUCGAUUUAAAAAAUGUCAGACUUUGGCUGGCAUGUCAUAAUUUAUAAUCCUUGUCGUGUUCAUAGUACAUACAUUAAAUUCAUCUUCUUUAGCUCACAUAAAGAUCACAUGGUCCUUAGAUAUAUCAUGGGCAUAGCCUAAAAUUCAGUUUUAGGUAACCAAAUGGUGGUUUUUGAGGUGAAUAAAACAUUAUCCUCAGCCAAAAUCAGAUGAUACAUAGAGAUUAUUACAUGAGCUUGUGUGUCGUACUAAUUUUACGAAACGAGUGUCAGGAUUCUUGUAUUGCCUGAGCGAUAGCGAGGGUAAUACAUGAAUGCUGACACAAGUUUCGUAAA